Messenger RNA from Hyphopichia burtonii NRRL Y-1933, 4145 nucleotides. RefSeq lists its product as uncharacterized. NCBI's taxonomy places the organism in Eukaryota, Fungi, Ascomycota, Pichiomycetes, Serinales, Debaryomycetaceae. The record is from RefSeq and is a predicted model, not a curated record. The transcript has a single exon. Gene Ontology annotation, molecular function: protein binding. Bases 127 to 4017 code for a protein of 1296 amino acids.
ACAACAAAUUUCACCAUUUCUGAUUUGGCAAAUCAAUCAUCUCUUCCUUUAAACCAACGUUUGCAUAACAGUAACGGUCAAGGAUUUCAACAAGGUCAAAAUCAGCAUAAUAUAUCAUUUAAUCAAAUGCCAAUUCAAUCAGAUCAACAUAUGCAUCAGUAUCUUCCAUCUCAUCAACAGCAACCACAACAGCCACAACAGCAGUCGCAACUGAUUCAACAAACCCCUCCUCCUAUCCAGCAACCUCAACAACAACAACCACAGAUUACCCAAGUUCAACGCAUGGGUCAACCUACUCUCCAACAAAAACGUCAAAAUAGCAUGUCUAACUAUAUGGUUAAUUCAUCAAAUAAGAGACUUCCAAUACAAAUGUCAAUGAAUAUGCAAAGUCCUCAUGAUUACAUGUAUAAUAGCCCUUCUUCUGCACUUAAUACGCCUCAUAAUAAUUUUGAUCUGACUCAGAAUCUCAUAUCUGCACCCACUUCUCCUCAUGUUUCAUCACCUCGUUAUAAUAAUUCACUUGGUCGCAUCAAUGAUAUGAGACGGAAUUUAGUUCAACAGCAGCAGCAACAGCAUAAAACUCCUACUCCUUCCGCAUAUGAAAUCCCUUCAAGUCCUAAUAUUAACCCUAUGUCUAAUUUCUCAAUUCAAAACCACUCCGAUUCUCCUGAUUCAACUCCAGCGGCAGAUCCGGCUGCAAAAAUUCAACUGGAUAAAUCACAAGAAAUUUCCAUGAUCAACAACGAUUCCAGUUUCGUAUCUUCCGGUAAUGUGAGACAACCACUGCAAUCAUUGCAGCUGCAGCAACAAGCUUCACUGGUUCCAAUGAGUCAAGAUCAAUCCGAUCAAGGUGGUGUUUCCACUGCUCAACAACAAAAUCGGAUUAUGUCAGAAGAUGAACAAAAAUUGGCUACAAAAUUAAAAGAAACCUAUAAAAUGAUUGUGACUUACGAAGAGAUUGUUCAAAAAAGUUGUGUUGAUAUUACAAUGAAAAUCAAUCAAGCUUCGAAUGGUAACGGUAAUAACAUCCCUUACGGAAAUCAGUUUACUGGGAAUUCUAAUUCGUCAUCAUCAAUAUUAUCCAAUCAGUCUAAAACCUCUGAACUUUCAAAUGAUUUGUGGACAGUUUAUCAUAGUAACGUGACCCUUUUGGAUAAUUACUAUGAUUUCCUCAUAACUGCAUUAAAACCAUCUGCCAAUCAAAAUCAAUUCAAAACUGGGAAAAGUAUCGUGGACUUAUAUAAAAUACCAAGACGUAUGUGGGUAUAUGGUAUUGUUGGAUUUUUGGAAGUUUUGAAAAAUAUAAUUACUAUUUUCCAAGAUCAUGAAAUAUGCCUGUGUUUCAUUGCUUUUUGCUUCAAUAUUAUAUCAAACCUUACUGAUCCUGCUUUCGAAAUGGAAGGCUGGUGGUGUGAAAAAUUAGGUGAUUUGUCAAGAAUGGCCAUUGCCUUAUACUCAUCAAGAUUUAUCGAUUGGAAAAUCAGUGCAGAAUAUUGGUACUCAAUUGCAAUGAAAACUUUAUAUGGACACGGUAAAAUUUACUAUCAUAUGUGUACUGUUCAACAAGAUAACUUAGAUGCUUUAGUAAACAUUGGUAAAGCCGUCAUUUGUCGUGAUCCAUUUGUUCCCACUCAACAAUAUUUAAAACUAGUCGUUGAUAAUAUUUGCACUCAAAGAAAUAUUCUUACAUUAUUGGAAUUACCAAUAAUUGAUUUCAUCAAAAUUCAUAAAGUUUUAUUAAGCAUUCAUAAUCCAAACAGUAACAAUUCUCAAAUAGUAAAACUGGAAAAUGAGGACAAUAUUCAUGAUACACAACUGCAAUAUGGUAUAGACUUAGUUACAAGAUACGGCUUGACAUUUGGUAGCGACUCUAAUGGUUAUAAUUUUUUCACUCGUGCAUCUUACACUCCCUCAGGUAUUAUUAACGAUCCUCAUAAUCCCUACUAUAUGCAGCAACAGCAAUCUGGCACUGCAAAUACAAUUGAAAAAAUGAACUUUUGGUUCAAUAAAGGACCAUUAUUUGCCAUAGCAAACAUUAACCAUUUAGUUGGUUUAGGUGAUGCUAAAAAUCCAUUUGCAAAGAUAUUUCAAUUACCGGAGGCAUUAAAGGAACGCAAAGAUAAGAAAGAUAAAAAGAGAAAGUCCAAGAGUGGAACAUCCGUACAAGAACAAGAAGAACUCAAGGAUUUUGCAUCCAGUGGAACAAACUUUGCUAAUAGUGGUGUUGACGGCUUAACAGUUUCUGCAUCUGAUUUAUCAAUCAAUGAUUGGUUUUAUUGUUUGAACUACAUCAAUAAGUCUGUUUUAGAAUUGUCAUUUCGUAUUUUGAAUAACUACCUCGUUGGUCCAAAACAAGCAUCAACUUCUCACGUUAUUGUGUGGUUAUAUUUUUUGAUAUCCGUUGGAGAAGCAAUAAAUAAGUUUCCAAAUUCACAAAAUAUGUUUUUAUGGUUAUUCCGUAAGUUAUUUCCAUGGGAUUCCUUCAUUAAUUAUCUUAAUUCAUUGGUUACUGUGACCAAGAAUAAUGUGAAACACAACGAGUUAUGUCGCAAAUAUCUCAUUUACCAUCCAAAUUAUAUUCAACAUUUUAAUAAUCAUGAAUUUUUACCAGAAGUAUGGAAAUGCUGGGGUACUCUCUGGUUUGAUUAUGUUGCUGCAAAAGAUGACUAUAACGAUUUUGAAGCUGCUGGUGUAAGCAAUGCAAAUAUAUUUGAUUUGCCUGUCUGUGGUACUAGUCCAAUUGUUAAUAUGACCAAUGAAAAGAAAUCAAGAGAACAGCUGGAGCAAGUCAAUGACGAAAGAAUAGUUCGUAUCGUUUUAUUGGCCAGAUUCUUAGCUGAUAAUUAUAAAUUUGGCUUGGUAAGAACUAGUGAAGGGUUUAAAUUUGAUUCAGCCAUUUAUAAUGACGCAGAUUUGUUAGUCAAUAUGGGAGUUCAUCAAAAUAAUAUCUUAUAUUCCUAUAUUGAAGAUUUCAUGUUUAGUGAUACUAGGUUUGUGCAAACUAAUUUUUUGAUCCCAAUGUCACCAGCAAAUUUAGUUGAUAGUAAAAUGAUGGGUCAAAUGAGUCCCGAAGAGAAGGAUGAACAUUGGUUUAAGAUAAGUCAACAAGGCAAUCCAAAUAAUGACGAAGAAAUUGUUGAAUUAGGUGACGAUAUUGCAGAUGAAGAAGAAUUAGAUGGAUAUGCUGAUUCUGAACUAGACGAAGAAGAUUCUGAAUAUGGCCAACAAAAUAAUCAUCGUCAUGAAGAUCACAUGCAACAACAUCAUAUUUAUCACCAAAAUCAACAUCAACAAGCAUUACAACAAGCCCAUGGUGGUGGUGCUGGUAUUGGCGAUGUUUAUUACAAUGAUAAUUUUAUCAUUGGCUCGAAUCCUAUGCAAUCAAUUACAGGUGGAGGUAAUGAAAUACAAAUUUUUGGAGAUUUAGGUGAAUUGAUGGAUAGUAAUAUUACAUAUAUUACGCUUGAUACCAAUAUAUGGUUAAAACACUGCGGACGGAUUUUCAAGUGUAUUAGAAAUAAGAUAUUUAAAAUAUCUAUUCCAUUAAUUGUUUUCCAAGAGUUAAGAUCACUUAGAAAACUGGCUGAAGCCACUAUAGCUGAUGCAGCCACCAGAUCGGUCAUAAUCAUUCGGGAAUUGUUUUUAACCAAUGAAAUUGUCCCAUUAAGAUUUGAUGGUACGGUUGCCAAUGAUAUUAAUGAAACUACAGAAUUUGAAAAUAAUUCAAAUUGGAGAACAAGUGUUGACGAAACCAUAUUAAAUUCAGUAAACGAACACGAUGAAAUUUGGAAAAAAUUAAUGAAGGGUGUCAAUAUGGUAUUAAAUGGACCACCUAAUAAUAAUGACGAGAUCAUCAGGCUUAAUCCUAAAACUGCCAAAGUAUUCCGUUAUUGCAUUUUGGUUACAGAUGAUAGAAAUAUGAGAUUGAGAGCUAAGACUAUUGGUUUGAGUAGUUUCCAAAGCAAAUGGCUAUUUGGUCAAUUAGAGGUUAUUUUCGGAGAUCGCUGUAUUGACUAAGUCUAGACAUCAAUAACACUUCCAGAACUAGCAAGAUUAUCUCAAUCAACAAUCCCAAAGUAUCACUAAAGGUACUGCUUCAGUCACUAGGCAAAAAAGAAAAAAAAAAAAAAAGAAGGAAGAGCAAA